Messenger RNA from Choloepus didactylus (southern two-toed sloth), 2798 nucleotides. It is a transcript of the gene VAC14, whose product is annotated as VAC14 component of PIKFYVE complex. Bases 1 to 2352 code for a protein of 783 amino acids. Gene Ontology annotation, cellular component: endosome membrane; PAS complex. The transcript has 19 exons. Gene Ontology annotation, biological process: positive regulation of kinase activity; phosphatidylinositol biosynthetic process. Lineage: Eukaryota; Metazoa; Chordata; Mammalia; Pilosa; Megalonychidae. The record is from RefSeq and is a predicted model, not a curated record.
AUGAACCCCGAGAAGGAUUUUGCACCGCUCACGCCCAACAUCGUGCGCGCCCUCAAUGACAAGCUGUACGAAAAGCGGAAGGUAGCAGCGCUGGAGAUCGAGAAGCUGGUCCGGGAGUUCGUGGCCCAGAACAACACCGCGCAGAUCAAGCACGUGAUCCAGACCCUGGCUCAGGAGUUCGCCCUGUCUCAGCACCCCCACAGCCGCAAGGGGGGCCUCAUCGGCCUGGCCGCCUGCUCCAUCGCCCUGGGCAAGGACUCGGGGCUCUACCUGAAGGAGCUGAUCGAGCCGGUGCUGACCUGCUUCAAUGACGCGGACAGCAGGCUGCGCUACUACGCCUGCGAGGCCCUCUACAACAUCGUCAAGGUGGCCCGGGGCGCCGUGCUGCCCCACUUCAACGUCCUCUUUGACGGGCUGAGCAAGUUGGCUGCUGACCCAGACCCCAAUGUGAAAAGUGGAUCCGAGCUCCUGGACCGCCUUUUAAAGGACAUUGUGACUGAAAGCAACAAGUUUGACCUGGUGGGCUUCAUCCCCUUGCUGCGGGAGAGGAUUUACUCCAACAACCAGUACGCCCGGCAGUUCAUCAUCUCCUGGAUCCUGGUUCUGGAGUCUGUGCCAGACAUUAACCUGCUGGAUUACCUUCCGGAGAUCCUGGAUGGACUCUUCCAGAUCUUGGGAGACAACAGCAAAGAGAUUCGGAAAAUGUGUGAGGUGGUUCUUGGAGAAUUCCUGAAAGAAAUCAAGAAGAACCCCUCCAGCGUCAAGUUUGCCGAGAUGGCCAACAUCCUGGUGAUCCACUGCCAGACCACAGAUGAUCUGAUCCAGCUGACAGCCAUGUGCUGGAUGCGGGAGUUCAUCCAGCUGGCCGGCCGGGUGAUGUUGCCCUAUUCCUCGGGGAUCCUGACCGCCGUCUUGCCCUGCCUGGCCUACGAUGACCGCAAGAAAAGCAUCAAGGAGGCAGCCAAUGUGUGCAACCAGAGCCUGAUGAAGCUAGUCACCCCUGAAGACGAUGAACCAGAAGAGCCAAGGCCCAUGGUGCAGAAACAGGCAGGACCCAGCCACGAUGACUCCCUGGCAAAGCAGGAGGGGACAGACAGGGGAGGUCCCGAUGGCUCCUGUGACUCUAGCUUCAGUAGCAGCAUCAGUGUCUUCACUCCAGCCAGCACUGAAAGGGCCCCGGUGACCCUUCAUCUGGACGGGAUUGUGCAAGUGCUGAACUGCCACCUGAGUGACACGGCCAUUGGGAUGAUGACCAGGAUCGCCGUGCUCAAGUGGCUCUACCACCUCUACAUCAAGACCCCCCGGAAGAUGUUCCGGCACACAGACAGCCUCUUCCCCAUCCUGCUUCAGACACUAUCAGAUGAGUCAGAUGAGGUUAUCCUGAAGGAUCUGGAGGUGUUGGCAGAAAUUGCUUCCUCCCCCGCGGGCCAGACGGGUGACCUGGGCCCCCUCAACGGCCCCGACCUGCGGGCCAGCCUCUCGGAGCUCCAGGUGCCCGCCGCGGGCAGAGCCGGCCUGCUGAGCGCUCCCAGUUCCAAAGGCUUAGAGUGUUCUCCUUCCACCCCCACCAUGAACUCCUACUUUUACAAGUUCAUGAUCAACCUUCUCAAGAGGUUCAGCAGUGAGCGGAAACUCCUGGAGGUCAGAGGCGCUUUCAUCAUCAGGCAGCUCUGCCUCCUGCUGAACGCAGAGAACAUCUUCCACUCGAUGGCGGACAUCCUGCUCCACGAGGAGGACCUCAAGUUCGCCUCCACCAUGGUCCACACCCUCAACACCAUCCUGCUGACCUCCACGGAGCUCUUCCAGCUGAGGAACCAGCUCAAAGACCUAAAGACUCCGGAGAGCCAGAACCUGUUCUGCUGCCUGUACCGCUCCUGGUGCCACAACCCCGUCACCACGGUGUCCCUCUGCUUCCUCACCCAGAACUACCAGCACGCCUAUGACCUCAUCCAGAAGUUUGGGGACCUGGAGGUCACCGUGGAUUUCCUCACAGAGGUGGACAAGCUGGUGCAGCUGAUUGAGUGUCCCAUCUUCACAUAUCUGCGCCUGCAGCUACUGGACGUGAAGAACAACCCAUACCUGAUCAAGGCCCUCUACGGCCUGCUCAUGCUGCUGCCCCAGAGCAGCGCCUUCCAGCUGCUCUCCCACCGGCUCCAGUGUGUCCCCAACCCCGAGCUGCUGCAGACCGAGGACAGUCUGAAGGCAGCCCUCCACCCCCAGAAAGCAGAUUGCCCCAGUAUCGACUACAUGGAGCUGCUACAGCACUUCGAGAAGGUCCAGAACAAGCACCUGGAAGUGAGGCACCAACGGAGUGGGCGUGGGGACCACCUGGACCGAAGGGUUGUCCUCUGACAGGCCUGGCAUGGGGAGGGCGAAGAAGUGGCCCCAUGGAGCACUUGGGGCCUUCAAGCACCCUCCCUGCAGAGCCCAAGGACCUGCCUCUCAAGGGCACCGCUGGGCCUGGCCCCCAGCCAAGGCAGGAUUGGGGGACAGAGCGACUCUAUGCACCCCGGCCCCUCAGCCCAGUCCCCUGGGCCCCCAGCACUGUCAACUGUACCCUGGCACUGAAGCAGAGCUGGUUUCCCACCGGGGUGGGGCUGCAGCCUCAAAUGCCACCCAUCUUACCAGUCUCUUUGAAAAACCCUCUUGUAAAAGAGCUUGAUCUCCCCAACCCACCUGAGCUCUGUCCUGUGUGUCUGUGUAAACACAUGUGGACAUGCAGACAUCCAUGUAUGCACACGUCAGGGCCAGGGUCAACACUCCCCUGCCCCAAUAAAGAAAUGACUGAAAACCCUCAA